This is a messenger RNA of Callorhinus ursinus (northern fur seal), 678 nucleotides long. Lineage: Eukaryota; Metazoa; Chordata; Mammalia; Carnivora; Otariidae. The record is from RefSeq and is a predicted model, not a curated record.
AUGACACACAAAUUUCUGGGAUUAUCAGAAAAACCAGAACUGCAGCCCCUCAUAUUUGGGCUUUUCCUCUCCAUGUACCUGAUCACUGUGUUUGGAAACCUACUCAUCACCCUGGCCGUCAGCUCAGACUCCCACCUCCACACCCCUAUGUACUUCUUCCUCACCAACCUGUCCUCUAUAGACAUUUGUUUCACCUCCACCACCAACCCCAAGAUGCUUCAGAACAUCCAGACUCAGAGUAAAGUCAUAACUUAUGAUGGCUGCAUCACUCAGAUAUACUUUUUCCUACUCUUUGCUGGAAUGGAUGAUUUUCUCCUGGCUGUAAUGGCCUAUGACCGCUUUGUGGCCAUCUGUCACCCCUUGCACCACACAGUUAUCAUGAACCCAUGUUUCUGUGGACUGUUGGUUCUGGUGUCCUGGAUGAUGAGUGCCCUGCAUUCCUUGUUAGAAAGCUUGAUGGUAUUGUGUCUGUCCUUCUGUAGAGAGGUGGAAAUUUCCCACUUUUUCUAUGAAAUCAAUCAGGUGGUCCGAUUUGCCUGUUCCGACACCUUUCUUAAUGAUAUAGUGAUGUAUUUUGCAACUGCCCUGCUGGGUGGUAGUCCCCUUGCUGGUAUUAUUUACUCUUAUUCUAAGAUACUUUCAUCCAUAGUUGGGAUCUCAUCAGCUCAGGGCAAGUAU